Molecule: messenger RNA, 1206 nt
Organism: Homarus americanus (American lobster)
Lineage: Eukaryota; Metazoa; Arthropoda; Malacostraca; Decapoda; Nephropidae
Product: probable serine/threonine-protein kinase DDB_G0283337
Exons: 3
Coding region: 1-1206 (401 amino acids)
Source: RefSeq, a predicted model, not a curated record
AUGGGAUCGAAAAUCUUUAUGUUAGAGAAGUCUCGCUGUGCCCAUGUCCAGAAUCCUCUAGCACUGACGUCCACAUCGUUGGAUGUGUUUGAAGUCCUCUGUAGUGCCAAGUGUGGGAACAACAGAAGUGACAAGUGUGGGAACAACUGUAGUGGUGACAAGUGUGGGAACAACUGUAGUGACAAGUGUAGGAACAACAGCAGUGACAAGUAUGGGAACAACAGGAGUGACACGUGUAGGAACAACAGGAGUGACAAGUGUAGGAACAACAGAAGUGACAAGUGUGGGAACAACUGUAGUGAGAAUUGUGGGAACAACAGUAGUGUCAAGUGUGGGAACAACAGGAGUGACAAGUGUGAGAACAGUUGUGACAAGUGUAGGAACAACAGUAGAGACAAGUGUAGGAACAACAGCAGUGACAAGUAUGGGAACAACAGGAGUGACAAGUGUAGGAACAACAGUAGUGGCAAGUGUAGGAACAACAGGAGUGACAAGUGUGGGAACAACAGGAGUGACAAGUGUAGGAACAACAGUAGUGGCAAGUGUAGGAACAACAGGAGUGACAAGUGUGGGAACAACAGCAGUGACAAGUGUGGGAACAACAGCAGUGACAAGUGUAGGAACAACAGAAGUGACAAGUGUGGGAACAACUGUAGUGAGAAUUGUGGGAACAACAGUAGUGUCAAGUGUGGGAACAACAGGAGUGACAAGAGUGACAAGUGUAGGAACAACAGUAGUGGCAAGUGUAGGAACAACAGGAGUGACAAGUGUGGGAACAACAGGAGUGACAAGUGUAAGAACAACAGUAGUGGCAAGUGUAGGAACAACAGGAGUGACAAGUGUGGGAACAACAGCAGUGACAAGUGUGGGAACAACAGCAGUGACAAGUGUGAGAACAACAGGAGUGACAAGUGUGGGAACAACAGGAGUGACAAGUGUAGGAACAACAGUAGUGGUAAGUGUGAGAACAACAGGAGUGACAAGUAUGGGAACAACAGGAGUGACAAGUGUAGGAACAACAGUAGUGGCAAGUGUAGGAACAACAGGAGUGACAAGUGUAGGAACAACAGUAGUGACAAGUGUAGGAACAACAGUAGUGGUAAGUGUGAGAACAACAGGAGUGACAAGUAUGGGAACAACAGGAGUGACAAGUGUAGGAACAACAGGCUGUCUGAGGUUACUUGGAUGUUGGGUGAAUACAAAUAG